Marasmius oreades (fairy-ring Marasmius) is the source of this 1406-nucleotide messenger RNA. RefSeq lists its product as uncharacterized. The record is from RefSeq and is a predicted model, not a curated record. The transcript is spliced from 13 exons. The coding region runs from base 202 to 1167 and encodes 321 amino acids. Lineage: Eukaryota; Fungi; Basidiomycota; Agaricomycetes; Agaricales; Marasmiaceae.
CAAAAAGCUGUGCAUUCGAGUUACCGCCCGAUCUCCCCUGGACCUCGGGAGUUCCAUCAAUUCGUGAACCAGCUCAUUUCUUGCUUCUGUCUUUUUCUUGACCAGCUCUUCAAUUUGAUCAGACUUCCAUGCCCGGUAGGAUGGAAUAUAAAGCCCAGAAGAAAAGCCGCCACUUAUCGCCCAUCCAGUGGCACCGUGACCAUGGCACACGGCGGAGAGCCAUACUUACUUCUCACUGGCCCACUUUUUAUCGGGACGAUACUCAAUUGGACUCUCUUGGGGACAUUGUUUAUUCAGUCCUACGUGUACUAUCACUCAAACUACAAGGAUUCUCGAUGGAUUAAAGGAUUGGUUCUUUUUACGCUCAUUCUGGAUAUAGUGCAGACUGUCUUCGUUACACAUUCUGUCUGGGGAAUCCUAAUACUUGGAUGGGGAAAUCCGGCAUCAUUUGCUAAUCCGCCUUGGACUUCUUAUACCUUUCCAGUAAUGAGCGGAGUAGUCGCCGCCCUCAUUCAGACCUUUUUCGCCUGGCGUGUCUGGGUGCUAGGGCGGAACAUGAUCGCCUAUGCUACCGCGAUUCUCAUUGUCCUCAUCGGCAUGACCCAAAUGCUCGCGGGUCUGGUUGCGGGUAUACAGACCGCUUUCAUUCCUAUUGCAGACGUCGGAAAAUUGUCCCCGCAGUUUACGGUUUGGCUGGCUGGAAGCUUGGCGGCAGACGUGAUAAUCGUGAUUGCGAUGUUGGCAAUGCUCCAUAAAAACAGGUCGACUAUUGGUGCAACAAACCGGCUCAUUGACCGCCUCACAGUUCGGGUUGUCCACACUGGCGCAGUUACCGCAAUUGCGGCGGCAGUGGAAUUGAUUCUAUUCCUCAUCAUGCCCGAAACCUUUGUUCACGAUGUUCCGGCUCUUUUCCUGGGAAAGCUCUACACCAACGUUCUGUUAGCAAAUUUGAACACCAGACGAAGUGGUGAUACUACAUAUAACUCGCAUAAGCACAUAUCUGUGGUCCAUUCGGACUCCCCGAGUGAUCUUCCCAUGGUAAAAUUUCGUACAGGAGCGUCAUCUGGGCCCGAAUCUACGGUUCGUGCUUCCGAAUCUUACAAUCAUCUGAACACCAGCGGGGUUCAGGUCAAAGUUGUCGAUGACGUUCUCUCGGACCACGUUUGAUCGCGAACGGAUCCAAUGAACACAACGGCUCUAUCACCGAGAACUAAUGAAUUGAUAGACUCGACCCCGUUUUCUCUUCCUGCUCCUGGGUUUCACCCGACACCAUUUUGACAGCGGCUCUCUCUUUAGUUCGAUACUGAGAGUUGAUAUAUGUAUACUUGGCAUUUAUAUGAAUACAACCGUUCAUCACAGCGAAGCCAUGAUCCUAUGAACGGGCUGCAGACCUGUCGCCAGUAUUG